AUGAAGCCGCCAACCCCCAUCUCAGCCGCACUCUUCAUACUCGGCCUCAUACUGUCACCAACAACCACAGCUCACGGUCACAGUCACAACCAUAAUCAUAAACCCCACUCACACGGCGCCCGUGCAAUCUCCUCUCGUGGCCUGGACUCAGGACCCAAUAAGCCUCUGCUGGCCGGUUACAGUCUCACCUGGCACGAAGAAUUCAACCAGCCGUCCAGCGGUGCAGUCGAACAGCCCAGUGCUGCAAAAUGGCUCUAUGCUACAGGGCAGAGCUACCCGGCCAGCUGGGAAGAUCAUGGACUCCAUAUCGAGUCAUAUACAGCGGAUACUGAGAAUAUCCAUCUUACAAAGCAGGGGACGCUAUCCAUCACCCCGCGGAAGAAAAGCAAUAGGCUCUGGACAAGCGCGCGUAUCGAGACAGUCCGCAAAGACUUCAAAGCCGAGCGCGGCGGGAAACUAUUCAUCGACGCGCGGAUCAAGACGGGGUGUGCCGCUGCUGGUGUCUCGGUUUCGACACUAGAAAAGGCAUCGCCUGCGGAUGCAGUCACCUUCCGCUUCUGGGCUCUCGGCACAGAGAUCCGCGGGAAUGAUCGGGAUACGUGCCUGGACUGGCCGGCUGUGUCGGAGUGGGAUAUCGCUGAGAUUGUCCAAGGCGAGGAGAAAGUCCAUCAGGCACUGCAUUGCGGAACCGCACCCGGCGGGCCCUGUAAUGAGUUUGCGGGCUUGACGAGCAGUGCUUUAUGGAGAGACUGUAACUGGCACUACCUUGGCUUCGAGGUCGACCGCACGCAGUUCAGCAGCGACGGGGCGGAGAUGUGGGAAGACAAUACACUGAACUGGUAUCUGGACGGGGUGAAGACGUUUUCGCUAAGCGGGCGGGAUGUCGGCGACCGCGAUGUCUGGGAGAAGAUCGCGUACCAGGGGCAUUUCCUGCUGCUAGAUGUUGCUGUUGGUCGGGAUGUGACUGAGGAUCAGGAUGAUACUGCGGCGAGUUCAAGGCUGGAGGUGGAUUAUGUGAGGGUGUGGAACAGUAAUCAGACUUCGUUCUUCGCGGAGUUCGAGCUGCAUGACUCGACUGGUGCAUAG
Molecule: messenger RNA, 1086 nt
Organism: Aspergillus nidulans FGSC A4
Lineage: Eukaryota; Fungi; Ascomycota; Eurotiomycetes; Eurotiales; Aspergillaceae
Exons: 2
Coding region: 1-1086 (361 amino acids)
Cellular component (GO): membrane
Source: RefSeq, a predicted model, not a curated record